CUUCAUAUUAUUGUAGAAACUGAACCAUAAUAGGAAGUUUCGCAUCCUUGUUUGUUUUGUACCGUUUCCUGUUGAGAAUAAAGUCUGGAAAGUGCUGUGUUUUGAAUUGAUUUAUAAACAUACACAUUGUAAUAUGAAGUAUUAUGGUGUUGUAUUGAUCCUGAGCAUGUUGGAUUUAUCUUUAGUGGACACACAGGAAGACUACUGGCCUGUUCACACUGUGUGUGAAUCAAACAAGAUCCAAGUGACAUACAGGAGCUGCGGUGAGAUCAAAAACCCCAUACAGGAUGUAGGCUUCACGCUGACCUCUUGUUCAGACAUUUUUACACAGCCAUAUGUCAAAGCAUCCUUUCUCCUGAGACAAACUGUUGAUGAACUUUAUCUGUCUGUCGAACUAUUUCUCAAUGGAGUAAGCACUAUACAACAUGAUGAGCCCGUCUGCUUACCCAAUUUCCCUCGGUUCACCUUCUGUGGCAACAGGAGAGGAGAAAUGAUUGCCAUUCAGUCAUCUGUGCCAGGGCUGAAGAUUCCACUAAAGGGUCACUACAACAUUAAACUACAUGCUAUAAACCAAAAGGGCUUCCAGAUUGUUUGUGUGAAUGCCACUGCUAUAUUUAUGUAACAUAUGAAAUAGCCCGAAGAGUUAUAAGUGUAUAUUGUUUGAGGUGUGUUUACAUAAUGCUUCCUGAUUUUAACAAACAAAAGCUGUUUAAUUAAUAUUGAUAUUGGAUUUUAUUGACUUGAUCUGGAUUGCAGCAUUACCGAACCCUACCAAUAGAUGGCACCACUAGCAUCUUUCACUGUUAUUGUCUAUUGUUUUCUUGGUAACUUUUACCAGUCCUUAUGUCUUAUUUAGUAUACACACCCAGGCUCUCUGAUACAGAUCAGUACAUUUUUCAACCUCCUUCAUUUUCAGGCUCUUUUCUGACAUUCAACAGUCCAUGUCAUUUAUAUUGUAACUGGCGUGCACUCAGAACCACACAUAGUUUCGCACCACCGCUUAUUAUUUGUGAUUGAUAAGCAUACUGAACCUGCUCAGUGAUCAGACUUGUAGAACAGAAUUCAUGUGAUGUGAAAUAGUACAGUACAUUUUCUCUGUUUUUUUUAUCUCAUGGGAGAAAAUGUCCUUGUUCUUCUGUUUGCUACAACAUUUCAGAUAUGGAUUGAAAUCAUAGAUUCACCCUCAUCUAGCAUUGAUAUUAAAUAGGGUAAUGAUGCCUAAGAACCAUUGAGUCAGGAGAGGAAAAUGUAGACAGUCUGAUCACCUUGUCAACUGAAUAACAAAAUAAAUAAACAAACAAACAAAUAAAUAAAUAAAUAAAUAAAUAAAGCAAUGCACUUGUGUGUGUGUGUGUGUGUGUGUGUGUGUGUGUGUGUGUGUGUGUGUGUGUGUGUGUGUGUAUGUGAGUGUGUGUGUGUUUGUGUGUGUGUGUUUGUGUAUUAUAGCAAGUCUCUGUUUCUUGGUUAGGAAAACGGGGAAUGAGAAAAAUUAUGAUACCACGUUACAAAUCCUUAUGAGUGUGCUUUAACUGUUCACGCAAAAAAAAAAACAACUUUUUUUUCAAAGAAAAUGCAAAAUAUUAAAAAAGUGUGAAUACGGAAGUUGUUUAUUUCAAAAUGGCUUAAAUGUUCUUAAUAAAAAGUGAAACUUAAUAUGAACCAC
Tachysurus fulvidraco (yellow catfish) is the source of this 1663-nucleotide messenger RNA. RefSeq names its product lymphocyte antigen 86 (gene ly86). NCBI's taxonomy places the organism in Eukaryota, Metazoa, Chordata, Actinopteri, Siluriformes, Bagridae. The coding region runs from base 134 to 622 and encodes 162 amino acids. Gene Ontology annotation, biological process: positive regulation of lipopolysaccharide-mediated signaling pathway; innate immune response. The record is from RefSeq and is a predicted model, not a curated record. The transcript has 5 exons.